Gamsiella multidivaricata is the source of this 2086-nucleotide messenger RNA. RefSeq lists its product as uncharacterized. Lineage: Eukaryota; Fungi; Mortierellomycota; Mortierellomycetes; Mortierellales; Mortierellaceae. The coding region runs from base 99 to 1592 and encodes 497 amino acids. The record is from RefSeq and is a predicted model, not a curated record. The transcript has a single exon. Gene Ontology annotation, molecular function: transcription cis-regulatory region binding; DNA-binding transcription activator activity, RNA polymerase II-specific. Gene Ontology annotation, cellular component: RNA polymerase II transcription regulator complex.
UGCUGUUAUUGUUCACUGGCACAAAAACUGUUCUCCACUUCUUUUUUGUCAAGUCCACUCCAUCACACGAGCACACACCUCUCAAACUCAUCCGGACGAUGGCUUCACAGUAUCCCCGAUCGGCAUCAUCAGACGACCCAGACGACGCGCCUUACUUCAACGUACAGAACAAGAAGCACAAGCUGGAAGACCAGGAAGACCAGGAACAGGACCUGAAACCAGAACUGAAACAACAGGUACAGGAAAGAAAGCAGGAACAAAGCAUGAGCUGUGACAAUGAGGAGCAGGACAAUGAGCCCUCAUCCCAGUUCCAGAACGAUGGAUCCCUAUCAUCAGACAGCAAGACGACCAAGAAAAUAGGCGAGAGGCCGAAUGCAGCCUCGCCUGCGCUGCGAAAGGAACAGAAUAGAGCUGCACAACGAGCCUUCAGGGACCGAAAGGAACGCCACCUUCAGCAGCUGGAGAACAUGAUUAGGGACCUCAAGGAACAGCAAUUCCAUAUCACUGCUCACUUUCAGCGCGAGGUUAAGCAGCUCAAGAUCCACCUCGAUACCACUGUGACGGAGAACCAUUACCUGCGUGAGGUUAUCUUUGCAUUUGAAACGACGCUCAGCAGAGGCGGAUAUGUGGCGGUCCUUCAAGAUGUCAAGCAGGAGCUCUACCGACGUCAACAAGAAAAGCAGAUACAGAAGCAACGCGGCUCACAGGAAUCGUCAUGCAGCCACAAUUCACACUUUCCACAAGUCCCGCAGGCACAAGGUCAUACAGAAUCGUUCGUAGAACCAAUACCAGCACUAUGUCCCAAGGGUCCACCACACCCAUUAACGUUGUCGCUAUCCAAGGCAGACCCUUCGCACGAGAUGGGGAAAUACACAGUCAACAGGGAGAUUCUCUACAAACCCCCACCCCUGUUUGUCACUGUCGCUUCUGAGGAUGGUCAAGUGGUGGCUGUCAAGUCCCCACUCGAGCCGGUGUCGGUCUUGCGGCCAUCAUAUGCAUCUCCAGGAACGUAUCUUCCAAAGCAUACGGAUUACACAAAACAUCCGACCGUAUUUGAUGAACUACAGUCGUCCCUGUUUCCUCCAGGAACACUUCAAUCGCUUGUACGGAGCAGCAUGGCAACACCGCAGGAGGUCGUGAACGACAGUACGAUGCUAGAUCAAUGGCACCAACAAGCAAGGGAUGAGCCUAUCGGAUCUCGACUGCGGGCGUUUGUAUCAUCACUGGGUCUGAACGGAAAUCACCGUCUACAAAAAGAGUUCGACAUCUUGGUCUCAUCGCCUCCGGCUGUGGAUCCGAACAUCUCACCAGAGAUCUACGAGCUGCCACACGAUGCGCGGAUUGAUUUGGUGCCGUGUCCGAAGCUGCGCGCACAGAUGAUUCUGCAUCAAAACAAGUACGACAUGGAUGAGUUAUUUCAGCUGUUGGCAAAGGGGGCGAUCUGUCAUGGACAUGCUUUGGAUGUGAGCAGUUGGGAGUUGCCAGACGAGUUUUUUGACAAAUUUGGAUUUUUGAUGGGACUGGAUAUGGAACGGAUCAGGCGUAAGGUCUGGCCACGCAAGCCUCCACAGGAGAAUGAGAUGACAGAGUAGUAUUGGCAUAAGGCUUAUAAUAACAAUAACAACACUAUACCGCAUGAUAUGGUCAUGGCGAAAUGGAUGUUGCGUGAUGUAUUUGAAGCAUUGGGGAUGGUACUGAGAAAACCAGGAACAGGCACAUUGCCAUGGCCUAGCUCUGGCAUGCGAGUAGAGUAUGAAAAAGGAAUGAGGACGUGGGGCUAGCGUGGGCGAAAGAUCGGAGUAUGAAAGUUACUUUCUCACGAUCCCUCUGGCUGGACGGAAAUUUCUUUUCUUUACUUGGACAAACGGCAGAGCAGCUCCACUGCCUUGGAGGGUAACACACGAGCGCAACAAUGGAUCAAGUGGCGAGCAAGAAAUCAAGCUGUACCUAUUCGGCCAGAUGACUACCAGGAUGAUGACGGUUCUUAUUAUCAACAUCAUUAUUGCCACCAGACAUCAGGACGGAGCCUUGGGACAUAGUGGGGCAUAAGGGCCGAAUAACGUAACCGUGGGUAAAAGCAUAGGGG